GCCAAAAUAAGAAAAUAUAUGUAUAUUUCAUACAAUGAAUACUAAAGUAAAGAAUUUUGAAUUUUUGGAUUUAUUGAAUUUGAAUAAUAAUGAUUUGAAGUCUAGUGUUACAGUACCGGAUGUAAUAUUAAUAUUAAAUUCAUACCUCAAGCAGGCUGAUACACCAAAAGAUGAAAUUCUUUUGCACUCCAUUACAUUUAUUUCCAAUAAACUCUUAACAGUUUUUGGAACAGACACAGGUUUAUUACAGUUGGAGGAAUUGUUUAUGAAUUUAUAUGAUAUUUUUGAAAUAAUAAUAGAUUCAAUUUCGAGAAAUCAAAGAACCAUUAAAGAUAGCAAAAUUUCCGACUUUUUACAUAAUUUGCAAAUAAUUCUAGAAAAAAUUGGAGAAGAAGAUGAAUUAAAAUUAUCUAAUUUAAGUGUUUAUAUAAUAUAUGGUAUAAAAUUUUUGGUAAAGUAUUUUUCACUUCUCAAGGAUUUUGAGUGUCGAAUAGAUGUUUCUGAAGAAAAUGAAAUGAUCCUGAGCACAAUUUUGGAACAAUCCUUGGGUUUACACUCUAAAAUAUUAAGCAUUCUAAAUGAAAAUGUUAACCUUUUGAUUUGCCAGGGAGAUGAUGGUCCCUUGGAAACAAUUGAAAAAUUUUUGCUUAAUUUGCUAAGCAUAACAAAGAUUUUAGUGAGUUUUAAUAUAAUAGCAUGUAGCACAACUUUGAAGUUUCUUUUGAAAUUAAGUAUCGUUAACUCUAAAUAUUUUGAAAACCAAAUUGAUAAAAAUUUUAAAUGGUUGACUGACGCCGUAAAAUUUUUAUGUGAACAAGUUCAUUCUCUUUUGCUCCAAUUUCAUAAUGAAGAAUUCCGAAAAGGAUGUGUAAACGAUAUUACAAAAUACUUGAAAGUUAGCUUAUUUUUUAUACAAUGCAUGAUCAAAGUUACGGAACAUUUCGAUGUUCAAAAUAUAUUUGGUUUUCAUCAUAUUAUACCAGUUUUCUUUGAAAUAUAUAGGCUGCAAUCAAUACUUAGUUCUAAUAUUCAUUGUCUAAUUGAACAGUAUUUAACUGCCAACAUUUUGAGUCUUAUUAGAAUAGUUUAUAAAACCGAAGAUUUUAUAGGGGAAUUAUUGAAAAAAUCACAUGAUUCAAUAGAUGACUCACGAUUUUGUAUCCUCGGGAUAGAAAUUAUUGAUUCCCUAGCUAGAGCAAAAGAUCAAUAUGAAUUUUCAGUGUACUUUUAUGGUCAAUUCUUUAAAAUUUUAUUUGAGAAAAUCCCAAAUUGUGUUGAAAUAUUUCUUCUGCAAGAGAAUUAUAUAAAACUUGAAGCUGGUAUGAUAUCUUUAUGGAAUUUAUAUCACGAAAAUCUUGACGUAAUGAAAGCAUUCGAAGAAAUUUUAGUUGAAGGAAUUUUACAAUACGAUUUAAAAUUAUCAAAAAUAUGUUUUGAUAUUUGGAUUUAUUUAGCAAGAACUGUUAAUACAAAAUCACGUUGCCAUUACUUUGAAUUUUGGAGAGACCUACAUGAAACUUUUCCAAUAAUUUGCUAUGAUCCAAAAAUUGUUUCAAUAGAAUGCUUAAUAAAAGUGUUUUAUGAUUCCCUGCCUAAAGAAUAUAAAAACGAUAUUUGGUCAAAUGAUAAUUCAAUAGAUAGGUCUCGUUUAAUUUAUACAUUAGGAACUAAUAGCAUUAUUGAUGAACUUAAGAGAUUAUCUUUAGAAAAUUAUUUCCAAGGGAAGUUAGAAGAGAAUUUAAAUUUAAUUAUUGAAAAACAUAAUUAUGAUUAUCAAAUAUAUAUUAAUUUGGUAAAGUUAUUUAAGCUUGUGACUAAAUCAAAAUCCUUUGAUAGAAAUAUGUCCAGAUUAAUUAUGAGUUUGAUAGAAAGUUCCUGUUCAAGAACAGUUUCUUUAAUGUGUACGAAAAAAAAAUCAUUUGGCAAAAAUUAAGAAUUUUGGAAAACUAUUCUAUAGCCUUUUCCACUAAAUUAUAUAUAAGUUAUUUCAAAGAAUUUUUAAAAGAGGAUUAUACAACUUCCCGCAAUUCAUUGCUAGACAUAGAAAAUAAAAUUGUUGAUGAAGUAACCAUAAAGUUUGACAACUUAAAUAGUGAAACCGAAUUACUAAAACAAUUGAAGACAAUAAAGUGUCCAAGUUUAACAUUUUGGAGUUGUGAAGCAGAUCUUGCAAAAGAGUUAAGUCUUGAAGUAUCAGUGGAACAUAAUAUGGAGAUUGAACCUCCAUUAAAAAAAGUAAGAGCAUCAACUUUAAAAGAGGGAAACAGUUCUAAUGUAAUUAAAGAAACUUUGGAAAAUGUGAAAAAAAUUUC
Messenger RNA from Condylostylus longicornis, 2312 nucleotides. RefSeq lists its product as uncharacterized. The record is from RefSeq and is a predicted model, not a curated record. Bases 35 to 1933 code for a protein of 632 amino acids. Lineage: Eukaryota; Metazoa; Arthropoda; Insecta; Diptera; Dolichopodidae. The transcript is spliced from 12 exons.